Molecule: messenger RNA, 1029 nt
Organism: Mucor velutinosus
Lineage: Eukaryota; Fungi; Mucoromycota; Mucoromycetes; Mucorales; Mucoraceae
Exons: 2
Coding region: 1-1029 (342 amino acids)
Source: RefSeq, a predicted model, not a curated record
AUGUCUAGAGACGCUGAAAUUCAAGAUAUGCAUCAGCAUGAAGAGUAUCCAUCCUUGACUGGUUCAUCAUCGUCCUCUGAUGAUGAUAGUGCCAGUACUGGAGGCGACUCUGGCUUUAGUAUGGGACAAGAUGAGGAAGAGCUCAAAAAGCAAGAAACUCCUGAAAUCACCGUGAUUGACAGCAGCAGCACCGCUACCAUGAGCUUCUUUUCAAGAUUUGCUGCUAUCCCCAUUAUCCAAGAUGGCUUUGUAGGAGCUCAAAACAUGGUGAAGCAGCAUGCUGUAGGUCAAAAAGCACUUGAUUAUGCUGAAACAAAACUACAAACCAUAAUAUCCACUGCUCAGCCUUACUAUGAAAACAACAAGGUCAUUGUUUGUGCUAAUCACAUUGGAAAUAAAUCCCUCGACUUGAUUGAAAGCAAGUUUCCAUUGAUCAUUAACGCCCCUACAGACAAGCUGCUGGUGGAGCCUAUCAAAGGACACAUGGCCCAAGCUGCACAUGUCGUGAACCCUCGCAUUGACUACAUUGCCAAUCAAUUUGAAACACUGAUGGAGCAGUAUUUUCCGGCUGAAGACGAGCAACAGCAUCAAGAAGAAGAAGAAAAGCAUGGCAUGGAACGUUUAAUGCAUGUUGUCAAUCGACUCUCUUCGAGAGCCUCUAGAAAGAUCUCCAAAAAGGCGUCUGCUACCAUGGAAGAAGAGCUACAAAUCAAGCAAAUGAUCCGCACGUGGGUUUUGGAGCAGGUUCGUGUCAUGACACAACAUCAGCAGCAGCAAUGGCCACAGCUGCAGGAACAAAUGGAGUCAUUCAAGGCCAAAUUCAAGCCAACCAUCCAAACCAUGUACGAUUUCACUCACUAUGAGUUUGACAAGUUUCGCCAAGAGUUGUUUAAGCCAAACACAAGUCAUUUGGACCGUAUUCGUAACAUUCUGAUCUUGUCUCAAACGGAUAUCUUGAUGCCACUCUACCAAAAAUCAUACUCUAUUUGGAAGAAUAACAAUAAUGUAGCAGCUGCUGCAAAUGAAUAA